AUGACUGUUGUUCCUAUUCUAUUCACGGCAUCGUACGACUCCAAAGUUCGUCUCUGGUACGACCUGGAGCAGCACCAGAUAUCCAUGACUUGCAAGGAUCUACCAGGCCACGCGCCGAGCAUGGACAUUUUUGUCGGUCACGAUGGAGCGGGAAUUCCUUGGUCAUUCAUCGUUACGGCAGGUGCACGAGGAAUGAUUUCGGCGUACACCCUUGGCACCCAGUCCUUGCACAUCGAUCUGUCCCUCCAACGCUCUUCGAACAAAUCGAAUCAGAAUGUCACCUGUGUUCGCUUCUCGAACGAAGCUGACAACCACAAACAUCUCUUCGCAACGAGCUACGAUGCUAAGGUCUUCCUCGUAAUGACCAGCUUGAUAAAGCAAAAGUUCUCAGCCGAUCAGCAACAAGAGUUCAUGCACAACACUGGCCGCGAGAUCGCUGCUGUUGAGACUUGCGAACUCACGCCACGGCACACCCGAAGCGACAAGAAUAUGGGCUCGCUCGAUUACGCUGCCACCAGCUGCUCAGUCUACAGGAACGGAAUUGAAUGCUUUGUGUCCGAUACACACGGUCAAAUUUGGUUUUGGUCUCCCAAAGCUGACAAAGAAUCCUGGUUGACACUGCUUUAUCGAAAUGAAAGAACGAGGCCGAUACAAAGCAUCGCCUGCGACCCGUGUGGAGAGUUUCUUGUGGCGACUGACUGGGACGGCCUGAUUUACUUCUUCAGCAUUAAAAUCGUCAAUGAAAGUACUGAUAAUGAUGUAGUCACGUCUACUGUGGAAUUAAUCGAGCUUACUGAGCCUGGAUGGCCGUACAAAGCGCCGACAACUGUUGAGAAGGUCUAUGGAUUGCGAGUGUGCUGGUGUCACGAUGCGCAGAGAUUCGCCGUUUCCCAAAGUUCAGGAAUAAUCUCACUCUUUGAAAUGGAAUCAGCACAUGUUCCAAGGCUCCUUGACAAUUUGGUCGCAGGAGACGAAACGAAAUGGGUUUGGGAUCUGAGUUUUGAUUCCACUGGCAAUUUUCUCGUCUCUGGGAACUCUGGUGGAAUUGUUAAAUUAUGGAAGCAGAACGAUAGUCCUACGGCUGAAGGCCCAAGGUGGAAGUGUUUAAAACAUCGCGAAAUCAAACUGCAGGACUUCAUGGACGGAAGAAAUACAGGCGUCGCUCAUCCGAGCCCCACAAUUAGUAGUCUAAUUUAUCGCGAACUACCAAUUUGUAUUUAUGAAGAAAUGAAACAAAAUGACAAAGUGCGCCAGCAAAAACACAACGAAAAGUUCGGCGGCUUCAAUCAGCCUAGAUAG
Oikopleura dioica is the source of this 1299-nucleotide messenger RNA. NCBI's taxonomy places the organism in Eukaryota, Metazoa, Chordata, Appendicularia, Copelata, Oikopleuridae. The record is from the annotation of a GenBank genome assembly.